AUGGGUCGUUACCAUCUUUACCGAUACCUCUUCGCUGCCUUAUUACUCGCCCCGACUGCGGUCAGUAGCCGUGUUAAAAAGAGAUCGACACUUGAUACGCUAUAUGCUGAACUCUCUGUAGUUGAGGAACAAGAUGUGGAUACCUUCGCAGAGAAUUUGGAUUUCAUCACCCGGCAGACUCUAGAAAGAGCAAGAAUACAAUGGGCAGACUUGCGUCCCCGUCAAAUAACCUUACUCGAACCAAAUCCCUACUUUCGCAUCUGCCUUAACGAGGCAUUGAACACCUCUUUCCUUUGCCUCAAGAAACGCAUUGACCGAGAGCAGUUGUGUCCCACUGAGGGCGUUUGUUGCUCACGUUUUCAACAGCAUCAAAAGCCCUUCGAUGCUCUUGCAUCUCCUACGGGUGAAAUGCGACAAGAUGAUUGCUCGAUGUCCCUCAUUCUGAUGGUGGAUUUGGUUAGUAUCUUUGAUAACGUCAUGCAACAGCGGCUCCUAUCCCUCUCCAUCCGUGUGUUGGAUAUAAAUGACCACGCCCCCACGUGGCAGCUCCAAAGAACCUCGCAUCCACUCGUCCGAUCGUCUAGCGACCACAGUCACUUAAAUGCAGGCAUCCCUGUACUUAAUUUGCCGAUUAGGGAGCACACAAAAGUGGGGACAAAGAUUGAGCUUCCAGAAGCUAUGGAUCCUGAUGCCUAUCCAGAAAAUACAACAGUGAAUUAUGGCAUAGAAUCAGAUGUGGAUGGUCUAUUUUCACUCGAAUGGACAGGAAAAUCUAGAAGCAUCUCAAAUUUUAUCGACUCAAAUCCACCACCUUACAAACUGUGGUUGGUAUUGAAUAAGGAGCUGGAUCGUGACAAGCAGAAAUCGCAUCAGGUAAAAAUAUUCGCAGUGGAUGGAGGAGCUGUGAAGCCGCAAACUGGAUACCUCAUGCUUAAUAUAACUGUGGAGGAUGUGAAUGACCACCCACCGAAUUUUGAGAAAAACAAGGAUCUGGUUUGGGUGCUGGAACACAGUCCUAUCGGGAGUGUUAUUUAUAGACUACGAGCAAGUGAUAAGGACGAAUCGGAUCUGGGUAAACUGGAGUUUGGACUUGCUGCCUCAGUGACCUCGCAGGUUGCUAGUCUCUUCGUGGUGGAUAAGCGUACAGGUGAAAUUAGGGUGCAGGGUGAACUGGACUACGAGAAAAUAACCUCCUAUAAACUCUCUGUGACGGUUACGGAUGGAUUAUGGUUUGAUGAGGCGGUCAUAGUUGUCGGUAUUCUUAACAUUAAUGAUCAUCCACCUGCUAUUAACCUUCAUUCACACCUCACUGCAACAUCGCGAUUUCAUCUCUUUGAUCCUCAUCACCGUGUUUCCGGCUCACAGUUAACCAUAGAAGUUAAAGAAAAUGGUCCACCGGAUCAGUUGAUAGCAACCUUUACUGUAACGGACGGCGAUGAUGCAGCAGAGGCGAGGUUCCUUCGGUCUAACAAUCCUAUCCGGGACGCCUUUCUACAGGCUAAUGGACUCAGUCUUCAAGAGGCCACAGAACGGCUAAAACAACCUCCGCGAUGCAAACUCAAUAACGAGAUGAUGGAGAUUGAACUCCUUAAUCUUGACAGCCAGUCACACAAAGCUAGAUUUCAGGUGCGUCUUGCUAAGAAGCCGUUGGAUAGAGAGGUUUCCGCCAAAUAUUUGGUCCGAAUCGAGUGCUGGGAUCAGGCUGACCGAUUUGGUAAUCACAUCCUUGUGCAGAGUAAUUUGGUGGGUUAUAGAAACUCUUUCUCGCGUUCAAAAAGCGUGGUUUUCACCGUUGUUGUUUUGGACGAAAAUGACUCUGUACCUCAGUUUGUGGGACCUCUGGUUGGAAGCAUUGCCGAAGGUCAGCCGGUUGGAACUUUAAUCUCCCAGAUUACAGCAAACGAUGCAGACGACCCGUACACAUUGAAUGGACAAGCUGGACUACGUUAUUCGAUCGUUGGUGAACCUGAUGUCACUUAUGUUGCUCAAUCAAAUCCCUCAAACCUCACUUUCCCCGUAAACACGCAAGGCGUGUCCACGUGGCUCACACUGGAUCCAAGAACGGGUGAGCUUCGAUCAGCAGUCAUCUUUGACCGUGAGGUCGUAUCCUUCUUCAAUCUAACCAUAAGUGUUACUGAUGGUGGGGAGGAGACUAAUUCCAGCCUCAAACGCAACAGCGCCUUUACAACAGUUCAAAUCACCGUCUCAGAUGUCAACGACUGUCAGCCUGUAUUUGACACACUUGUCUACCAGCUAAAUAUUAGCGAAAGCGCAACACCACCUCUGUUGGUGGGAGAGGUGCAUGCAAACGACUGCGAUGCUGAUGAAACAAACCGGCAUCUCUACUACUGGCUUCAACAACAACCUUCAAAUUCCACUUCCGCUGGUCGUUGGUUCACUGUUUCACGUACGGGUGAACUGUACUUAGGUUCUAAGGUUACAAACGAUGGAAAGGUACACGACUGGAGGCCUUUGGACCGGGAAAGGGAGGAACUUAUUGUCCUUGAGGUGCUUGCAAGGGAUCAUGGUCAGCCAUCGUUGACGGGAUCAGCGCAAGUCAUCAUCCGACUUCAGGAUGUAAAUGACAAUUCACCCGUCUGGCAUUUUCCGAAGCCCAAUGAGCGUGUCAUCAAUAUCUCCUUGGAUGCUUCCGUUGGACAGCGAAUAGCUGAAGUAAGUCCUGUUACAAGCUAA
Messenger RNA from Echinococcus granulosus, 2694 nucleotides. Its product is annotated as Protocadherin-19. Gene Ontology annotation, molecular function: calcium ion binding. NCBI's taxonomy places the organism in Eukaryota, Metazoa, Platyhelminthes, Cestoda, Cyclophyllidea, Taeniidae. The transcript has a single exon. The record is from RefSeq and is a predicted model, not a curated record. The coding region runs from base 1 to 2694 and encodes 897 amino acids. Gene Ontology annotation, biological process: homophilic cell-cell adhesion. Gene Ontology annotation, cellular component: plasma membrane.